This is a messenger RNA of Eublepharis macularius, 1875 nucleotides long. It is a transcript of the gene XXYLT1, whose product is annotated as xyloside xylosyltransferase 1. Lineage: Eukaryota; Metazoa; Chordata; Lepidosauria; Squamata; Eublepharidae. The transcript is spliced from 4 exons. Gene Ontology annotation, molecular function: UDP-xylosyltransferase activity. Bases 15 to 1169 code for a protein of 384 amino acids. The record is from RefSeq and is a predicted model, not a curated record.
GGGCGGGGCCGGGCAUGAUGGCGCGCUGGGCGGCGGGGCGCGCUCAGCCGUGCGCCCUGGUGGCGGCGGCGGCGCUGGCCGUGUGCGCCUUCUACUACGCGGGCUCGGGCGGCGAGACCUUCUCGAGCGCCACGCGGCGCCUGAAGGAGACGCGCGCCGGGGCCGGAGCCGGGCCGGGCCCCUCCUCGCCGCCGCCCGCCGAGGCGCCCGGGCCGGCGGCGGAGGGCAAGGCCAAGGAGGCCGAGCGGCGGCUGGCGGGCGGCGGGGCCGAGGCGGAGGAGGAGCUGCACCUGCUGCUGGUGCUGGCCAAGGCGGAGCGCAACGCGGCGCUGCGGGCCAAGGCCGAGGCGGCGCUGCGCUCGCUGGCGCGCUUCGGCAAGCUGGGCCCGCGCCAGGCCCUGGCCCUCCACCUGCUCAGCGACGCGCCCAGCCGUGCCCUGGGCAAGGCGCUCCUGCGCGACGCCCUCCGCGACGCCCCCUUCAAGCACAAGGUGAUCUUCCACGACGUGGGCGUUCUGACGGAGAAGCAGCUUCCCAUCGUGGAGGCGAUGCAGAAGCUCUUCAGCGCAGGCAGCGGCACCUACUACAGCGAUUCCAUCUUCUUCCUCUCCGUUGCCAUGCACCAGCUCAUGCCCAAAGAGAUUUCUCGAAUAAUUCAGGUGGACCUGGAUGUGGAGUACCGGACCAACGUCCGGGAGCUGUUUGAAGAAUUUGACAACUUCCAGGAAGGCGCCGUGAUCGGCAUUGCUCGGGAGAUGCAGCCUGUCUACCGGCAUAUCUUCUGGCAGUACCGCCAAGAGCACCCUGGGACCAAAGUGGGGGAGCCCCCCCCAGACGGGCUGCCCGGCUUCAACAGCGGCGUCUUGCUUCUGGACUUGGAUGCCAUGCGCCAGUCGGCGCUCUACAACCGCCUUCUGGAGCCGGAGGCCGUGCGGCACUUGGCAGAGAAGUUCCAUUUCAAGGGCCACCUGGGAGACCAGGACUUCUUCACGCUCGCCGGCAUGGAGCACCCGGAGUUGUUUCACGUGCUGGAUUGCACCUGGAACCGGCAGCUCUGCUCUUGGUGGCGGGACCAUGGCUACAGUGAGGUCUUUGACCGCUACUUCCAGUGUGACGGCCACGUCAGGAUCUACCACGGCAAUUGCAACACGCCAAUCCCGCAGGAGUAGCUGCCUGGACUUCUGCCCCUGUUGCAGAGACUGAGGAGGGCCGCUUCUGCAUGCAGAUCCCAGCCGUGAGGUGGCAGCAAUAAGGCCAGGGCACGCAGCGGGGUGUCGUGGCCGCAUGCAGGAGCACAGCAGCUUUCCUGAGAACGUUCCAGUAUCCCCACCUUGACUCUGCCCGCAGGCCGCCUGGACCUUUGAGGGCUUCUAGCCAGUACUGCCCAGGAAGCGUGGGGGGGGGGGGAGCGCACCAUCCUUUCCGACUGCUGUGUGCUCUGCCCUAAUGCUCGUGCUUUGCCGUGCUGGGGCACGGCCUGUGAGGGUGUGGUGCAGAGGGGAGGGCGGGUGCUUUGCAGUGGGGCAGCCAGCGUGUGCAUCCCAACGCCGUUUGGGGCCAGGGCUGCCUUCCUGGGAGGGGGGUCCUCUGCAUACAGGUCACUGGUCCCAGUGUGCAAGUCAAAGCCAUCUGAUCCUCCUUUCCGCGAUGCAGAAAUGGCUGCUUGUGGAGAGCAUCUCCUUUGUAAAUCUUUGUGACCCCAGGGAUGAACGUGUCCGUUAGUGUGGGCUGGAGGAACACUUGGUAGGUUUCGUGCCCCGGGAUUCGGGGGCAGCUGCCCCUGCCUGUCAGGUGAGGGAGAGGUGGAGGAGGAGUGCCAGGUCUGUACUGCACAUGAGAGCCCAUCAAGGGUAGAAUAAAACCUGGUCAAAGCUC